Messenger RNA from Seminavis robusta, 516 nucleotides. NCBI's taxonomy places the organism in Eukaryota, Bacillariophyta, Bacillariophyceae, Naviculales, Naviculaceae. The record is from the annotation of a GenBank genome assembly.
AUGAAUACCCGCAGUCUCGAUCUCGUUUGCUUUCUCGUCCUCUUUUGUUUCCCUGCAUAUAGAGUGUGUGCUGCAACAGCAAGACAGAGCCACAAGGGUGUUCGAGGAGGACGAUCUGAACGAUCUGGACGGCAGCUACAAAGUCAGCUACAAAGCAAAGGAAAGGGCGGUUCUGGCGGUGGUGGUGGGAGCAACGAACUGAUUGAACUCGAGGUUUGCGAAACGGACCCUGAGGCUGCCAUUGAAGAAAUCCGUAACAAUGGCUUUGCUUCCUUAGGUGAUCAGAAUUGUUACCUUGAUCCAAUUGGGGCUUGUCCGGGUGGCUGUUGUCGAAUUGGUCUCUACUUUGCUUGCGACAUUACAAACUUUCUUCCACACCUCCCUUGUGUGUGCAAUGAAAACACCCAAGGGACACCCAUUGGUGUCAUUACAAUGGCGCAAGCGUUUGGCGCCAACUCUACCAACACCACGGCAAGGACUGGAGAAGUGGUGAGUAAUUUACCUUUCGUGUUUUGA